Messenger RNA from Phytophthora infestans T30-4, 153 nucleotides. RefSeq lists its product as uncharacterized. Lineage: Eukaryota; Oomycota; Peronosporomycetes; Peronosporales; Peronosporaceae. The coding region runs from base 1 to 153 and encodes 50 amino acids. The record is from RefSeq and is a predicted model, not a curated record. The transcript has a single exon.
AUGGCAGUUGGUAGCGAUAGCAAUCAGGUUGGGGUGGGUGUGACUGGGAGCGUCUACUACCAUGCACGCGCCAAGGGCCCUAGACGCACCGCGAGUGUCCACGCUCCAAAAGCGAGUGGCGCGUGCUGCCAAUUGGCCAAACCGAAGUUGUAG